This is a messenger RNA of Prunus mume (Japanese apricot), 705 nucleotides long. The record is from RefSeq and is a predicted model, not a curated record. Lineage: Eukaryota; Viridiplantae; Streptophyta; Magnoliopsida; Rosales; Rosaceae.
AUGUCUACAGGGGCUAAGUUAAUUGCUGUAAGGAAUGAUUUGGCAAAGCUGCAACUCACCUCUCCAAUUUAUUCAUUCAUAUUAUUAAUCGAAUUGAGAGAUUUGCAGUUUCAGUCCUCUGAUAAAUUGGUGCAGUCUGUCAAGAUUUUGAGUCGAUCGAAGGAUUUGAUGGAGCAAGACCUGAGUAAACUGGAUGUAACACAGUUACAUCCACUCUCGCCUGAAGUUAUAUCUCGCCAGGCAACUAUCAAUAUUAGUACUAUAGGUCAUGUGGCUCAUGGAAAGUCAACAAUUGUAAAAGCAGUAUCUGGUGUUCAGACUGUUCGUUUUAAAAAUGAGCUGGAAUGCAACAUUACUAUGAAGCUUGGAUUUGCCAAUGCAAAAAUAUACAAGUGUGAAGAGGAUCGGUGCCCGCGACCUAUGAGCUACGCAAGUUUAAUGGCAUAUGGAAGUGGAAUGGAAGACAAUCCUCUCUGUGAUGUUCCUGGAUUUGAGAACUGCAAGAUGAAACUGUUGAGACACGUAUCUUUCGUAGAUUGUCCGAUAAUUUUUAAGUUUUUCAAGACUUGUGGUCACGAUAUUCUUAUGGCUACUAUGCUUAAUGGUGCUGCCAUUAUGGAUGGAGCAUUACUUCUCAUAGCUGCUAAUGAAAGUUGUCCUCAACCACAAACUGCUGAGCAUCUGGCUGCUCUUGAAAUUAUGUAG